GAAAUGUGUCCGCAACCACCACCAUCGUGUAGAACAGAACAGAACAGGACGGACCGACAGUUGCUCCAUUUCCUCCCAUGGCCAAGUUCUCCUUCGACGACGCCGACGAAGACCCUCCGGCUGCCGCCGCUGCCGGUGCCGGGGGCGACAAGAGGAAACGUGAAGGAAGCGCUGCUGCCGACGGCGCGGACGGCGGAGGACCACCCCCGACCUCCAAGGCCCGGAAUUCCGCGGUCGUGGGCGGCGAGCGCGAUGGGCGGGCGGUGGUCGGGGCCAGCUGCUGCGAGCGGAGGGUGGACGGAGACGGAGAACCCGGAACCGGAGGGAUCAGCAUGCGGAUCGACACGGACUUGCUCGACUGCUCCAUCUGCUUCGAGCCCCUCUCUCCUCCCCUCUACCAGUGCCAAAAUGGCCACGUAGCAUGCUUUUCCUGCUGGUCCAGGCUCAGCAAUAAGUGUCAUGUUUGUUCUCAUGAUGCCAUCUUUGCACGAAACAUUGCAUUGGAGAAGAUUGUCGAGUCAAUCAAGUCCUCCUGCGCAUAUGCCAAGUGGGGUUGUUCCAAGUUGGUUAGCUAUGCACAAAGAAGUGUGCACGAAGAAGCUUGCCUCUUUGCUCCUUCGACGUGCCCUAUUCCUGGGUGUGGAUAUAGAGGCUUCACAGGAUGUUGGUCAGGACAUUUCCUUGUUGACCAUAGUGCUGACUGCUUGCAUUUCACCUAUGGCCAGUCGUUUGAAGUAAAUUUGGCGGUGUCCCUUCCUUUCCUAGUUCUUCUUGGAGAGGACGAUCACCUCUUCCUCCUCCUAAACAAGAACAUGAUGCCCUUUGGGCAUGCAUUCACAGUGGUUUGCCUCAGGAAUGGCAAUCUGAAUUGGAAUUUCUCGUACGAAAUCGAAGCAGCUAGCAGGGGAAACCCUGGAAACUGCCUGAGACUGAAGGCCUCUGUUACGAAUACGAAGGAGUGGGGAGGUCUGCACCCUGCAGAAGCGUUUCUUUUGGUUCCAUACGCCUUCUGCAGUUCAGCUAACCAAACACUCAGUGUCUCCGUUGCGAGGUCUGCUUCUGUAUGAUGUGAAUAUGACAUGUGCCCUUCUCUGUGCUCUCAAAUGUAACAACUGUGUAGCAGUGCAUAUUUAACUUGUAAAUUAGUUCAGCAUGUACAUGUAUAUUGUGUAAAUCAUCUUCAUUUUCAUUUUUUGUAUCUGCAACGAGCCUGAUACUGUACAGUUCAUUUUGCAUCUGCGAGGAUCAGAAUCGUUUAGAUAUUUCACA
Brachypodium distachyon (stiff brome) is the source of this 1269-nucleotide messenger RNA. Its product is annotated as putative E3 ubiquitin-protein ligase SINA-like 9. The record is from RefSeq and is a predicted model, not a curated record. Gene Ontology annotation, molecular function: zinc ion binding. Lineage: Eukaryota; Viridiplantae; Streptophyta; Magnoliopsida; Poales; Poaceae. The transcript is spliced from 2 exons. The coding region runs from base 78 to 1067 and encodes 329 amino acids.